Molecule: messenger RNA, 2331 nt
Organism: Hydra vulgaris (swiftwater hydra)
Lineage: Eukaryota; Metazoa; Cnidaria; Hydrozoa; Anthoathecata; Hydridae
Product: protein arginine N-methyltransferase 7
Biological process (GO): peptidyl-arginine methylation
Molecular function (GO): protein-arginine N-methyltransferase activity
Source: RefSeq, a predicted model, not a curated record
CGGCAAUGAUUAUGACGUUUUUCCGAUGCGAGGAUAUAUGUAUUAAUAUUUUGGAUUGUUUUUAUUAUUAUUUAUAUUAGAUUUUUAUAAAUAUAUUUAUAAAUAUCCAAGUAUAACAACACGGUGGUCAACAUUAGCCAAACAAUACCGAUUUUUAGUUCUGUCAUUAGCUCAACUUAGUGUGCUGCUUUGUAUCCUGUAUGAAUUUUUUGAUUAAUUUAAUUGUGCUAUAUAAUAUAUAUAUAUAUGGCAUAAUAUAAUUUUUAAAAAUGAGUAAAAUAUUUGUACAAAGGUUAAAUGCAGUUGAGGCUAAAACUGAAUGGGUUUUAGAAGAUGAUUAUGAUCUUCAAGAGGAGAUAGCUCGGUCUACAUAUGCUGGUAUGUUACAUGAUGUUGAGCGAAAUAAAAAGUACUUUAAAGCAUUACAUAAAACAAUAGGUAAUCUAAAAAAAACAACAGGAAGUUUAAUCAGGGUGUUGGACAUUGGUACAGGGACUGGAAUUUUAUCCAUGAUGGCUACUUCAGCAGGUGCUGAUCAUGUAACUGCUUGUGAGGUGUUUGAGCCAAUGAGUAGAGCAGCUGAAAAAAUCAUUAAAAAAAAUUUAUUUCAAGAUAAAAUUAAUAUAAUAAAUAAGUCUUCAACAAAUUUGAUUAUUCCUUUAGACAUGAGUGAAAAGGUUAAUGUGCUGGUUACAGAAAUAUUUGACACUGAGCUUAUUGGAGAAGGAGUUUUGCCUACUCUUCGUGAUGCACAUGAACGUCUUUUAGUUAAAAACUGUAAAGUCAUUCCGUCAUCAGCUUCUGUAAUUGUUCAAUUAAUUGAGAGCUAUAAACUCUCUUGCAUGAAUAAGCUAGAUCAAAAUAAAAUAAAGUUUUUUAAGGUUCCAGAAGCUUUUGAAGAUUGUCCUGGAACUGCUUCAGCACACGAAGUUCAAAUUAAUCAGUUAUACCCAAAUCAUCUAAAAUUGUUAUCUGAAGCACAAGAAAUGAAAAAAUUUGAUUUUCAAACACCAUAUCAUCAUGAUUUUAUAAAUAAAGAAAGUAAGUAUUCAAAAUCUGAAUCAAUAAUAAAUAUUACACAGAGUGGAACUAUUGAUGCUGUUUUGACAUGGUGGGAUUUGUAUCUUGAUGAAUCUUCAAAAAUUAAACUUAGUAUGGAACCAAUAUGGAUGAGGAAAGAGUUAUACCAUUGGAGGGAUCAUUGGAUGCAAGCAGUUUAUUAUCUACCUAAAGCUCUAAGGGUUAACAAAGGAGAUAAGUUGUUUGUCAGUAUGUACCAUGAUGACUAUAGUGUUUGGUUUGAUGUUCAAAUAAACAAAAAUUUAUUAUUUGUUGAUCGUCCUUUAUGUUUUUGUGGUUUACAUGUAUCUUGGUCUCGUGAGCGAUUUGCUAUGAACAAUAGUGAUGAUAUGUCAAAUUACUUUACUUCAUUAAUUGAUUAUCUAAAAAAGAAAAAGGAAUUACAUCUAACAGUUGUUGGAGAUACAUCUUUUCUUCCCCUCAGGUUAUAUUCUGAAAAUGUUUUUGAAAUAAAGUAUGUUGAGUACUCAGAACUAACUCGUCAAUCAAUAAAGCAAAUCAUUGGUACAUCUAAUAUUGAAUUUAUGACGAAAAAAAAGCUAAAAAAUGUACUAGAAGCUAGUUGUAUUGUUGCAGAGCCAUAUUUUUCUACUAGCCUUUUACCUUGGCAUCAUUUGCAAAUUUGGCAUAUAAAGAAUUGUUUUUUAAAUGCUCAAACAAAUGUAAUAUUACCUCAAAAAGCUGUCCUAAAGGUGUGUCUGGUAAUGCUAGAAGAUCUGUGGAAAGUUCGUUCACCAGUAGUUAGUGUAGAAUCAUUUGAUCUAACAAUUUUUGAUGAACUAAUAAGUGAUGCUUUACAACCAAAAUUAAUCGAUGGAUAUGGGUAUUUUAGUUUUGCUGAACCUUUUUCAAUGUGGGAGUUCAAAAAUGUUAUUGUUAGUGAUAUUGUGACAUUGUAUGAAUUCAAUUUUCAAUAUGAUACACCGAAAGAACUUUUUCAUAUUAAACAUGAAGUUUUUCUUAAAAAAUCAUCAUGUGUUCAUGCUGCUGUAAUUUGGUUAGACUUCGAAACUGAAAAUAUGCAAUGGUCAACAGGUUUAAACCAGUCUUCAGAGUGGGUAAAUUAUAGUAAACAAGGUGUUUAUUUUUUCAAAAGUCAAUUUUCAGCUGAAGAAGGAACUAAAUUUAUGUGCUCAGCAGUACUAAUUCCAAAAGACUGUGAAAUUAUGUUUAAUUUUUAUAGGAACAUUUAAUUUUUUUUAAUUGUUUGUAUUAAAAAUUAUUUGUCGAAAGAAUAAUAAUAAAACUUUA